CUUUAUCCUCAUCUCCCAGAGAGAGUGCUGGCCUGUGUCUUUUAGCAAAGGCACUUUUCAUCUUCGCCUAAUUCACCUUCUCCAUCAAACACUUCUAUACCAUUUUCACAUUACCAUUCUCACACAAGCGAAAGGAACUCAAGUCACCAUGGCCGAGACUACAGAUAACAACGUCUCCGUGCUCACGGCAACCCGAACCAUCGACGACGUGGCCGUGCAGAGCCUCAUCCGCCCCAAUCAGCGGCGCGACGAUGCCAUCCGCAACACCAGCGCGGCGGGGAUGCCCGCGAUCAACAUCUCGCCUCUGCAGGGCCAGUACCUCGCGAUCCAGGCGCAGCUGAUCGGGGCCAAAACAGUGCUCGAGAUCGGGACGCUCGGGGGCUACAGCACGCUGUGGCUGGCCGAGCAAGCUGGAUGCAAGGUGACCAGCAUCGAACUCGACCCGAAGCACAGGGACGUGGCCCUCGAGAACGUCAAGGGCAUCCCGCGGGGCGAGGUGGAAGUGAUUCUGGGGUCGGCGCUGGACGUCAUGCCGAGGCUGCUCGAAGAGGGGCGGGUGUUUGAUAUGAUCUUUAUCGAUGCGGACUGGGAAGAGCAGUGGGAGUACUUUGACCUGGCUGUCAAGCUGACGCGGAAGAAGGGGUGUAUCUACGUGGACAAUGUGGUCAGGGAGAUGCGGGAGAAGAUUGAUGAAGGCAAGGAUCUGGAGAAGGUUGCGAUGGCUGUCAAGGUGGGCAAGGACGAGAGGGUGACGGCGACGCUGAUCCAGACCGCCUCGAGUCACAAGGACUAUUCUGACUUCAUUGUGGACGGGUUCAUGCUGGCCAUCGUGAACUAGUCAGUUGUCAAGAGGGUUGUUCAACUGUUAAGUGCUGACUUCAUUAUUAUGAUAUUAUACGGCAAUAAGAAGCCGAGUAUAAUACGUAAAGCAAUUAAGAAUGUAGUGCAAAUAUCCAACCCUAAAAAAACG
Messenger RNA from Cryphonectria parasitica EP155, 970 nucleotides. Its product is annotated as S-adenosyl-L-methionine-dependent methyltransferase. Gene Ontology annotation, molecular function: O-methyltransferase activity; S-adenosylmethionine-dependent methyltransferase activity. The coding region runs from base 149 to 838 and encodes 229 amino acids. The record is from RefSeq and is a predicted model, not a curated record. The transcript has a single exon. Lineage: Eukaryota; Fungi; Ascomycota; Sordariomycetes; Diaporthales; Cryphonectriaceae.